Ilyonectria robusta is the source of this 1727-nucleotide messenger RNA. RefSeq lists its product as uncharacterized. The record is from RefSeq and is a predicted model, not a curated record. NCBI's taxonomy places the organism in Eukaryota, Fungi, Ascomycota, Sordariomycetes, Hypocreales, Nectriaceae. Gene Ontology annotation, molecular function: oxidoreductase activity. The transcript is spliced from 5 exons. The coding region runs from base 192 to 1667 and encodes 491 amino acids.
AAAGGAGUAUUGGGGCGAAUCUUCAUCCUCGGCUAUCUUUUCCAUCCUGAUAGGUAUAUGCUUUGCCCCUGCUAUUGUUGGAUUGUCCGGGUUACAAAAGGGUAGGUUCCUCGGCUUUCGCCUCCUCGAUCAACGCAGUCAAGAUUCAGUCAUCAUUUAGCCGAACGCUGAAAACAAAUCCCCCUCAAAAAAUGGCUUCCAGAGACGGCUACACUUGGACCCAGGACCAAGGCCUCAAGGCCGGUGUCCCAUGUAUCGGAGCCAUUCAGCCGCCAACCAAUGUCAACAGCACGACACCUCAGAUUUUCGACGUCGUCGUUGUUGGUGCUGGGUACUGCGGCCUCACAGCAGCCCGUGAUGCUUCUUUGGCUGGAUUAAAGGUUCUUCUCCUGGAAGGCCGCGAUCGCAUCGGCGGACGUUCUUGGUCAUCCAACAUUGGCGGCUACCCAUUUGAGAUGGGUGGCACCUGGGUGUACUGGGGCCAGCCAAACGUCUGGCGCGAGAUCAUGCGCUACCAGAUGCAGGAUGAGCUGGAAAUCUCGUAUGACUUCUCCAGGGGGAUCAAUAAAUUCCUUCUGGCGAGCGCUGAAGGAACACAGACACUCAGCCAUGAUGAGGAGGAUGCCAUUAUGGAAUCUGGACUCCGCAAACUGGUCAACGUCGAUGGCGAGUUCGGCAAAACGGUCAUUCCCUUUCCUCAUAGCGCGGCUUUCACGCCAGAGGCGUUGCAAUACGACAAAGUCUCAGUUGCCGCCCGCCUAGUCGAGAUCAAAGACUCGCUCACGCCGAAUGAGCGUCUCGGCAUCGAGGCAUUCGUCCUUCUUUGCAGCGGAGGCACGCUCGAGACUACCAGCUUCCUCGAGUUCCUGCACUGGUGGGCGCUGUGCGAAUACUCGUACGACGGAUGCAUCCGGUACCUUGUGAAAUACAAGUUCCGUGGCGGCCAGUCCAGCUUCGCCAUCAAGUUCUUUCGCGAGGCUUUGGCCACUGGCAAUUUGACCUACGUCUUCAAUUCUCCAGUCGCAAGGGUAACUGACACCAAAGACGGUAUUUCGGUUACCACCCGGGGCGGUCAGACAUACAGGGCUUCCAAAGCCAUUAGUGCUAUGCCUCUGAACGUGUUGAAUGCUGUGGAGUUCAGCCCGCCCUUGAUACGGGGUAAGAAGACGGCUGCAGAUAUUGGCCAUGUGAACCAAUGCAUCAAAGUCCAUGCCGAAGUCCGCAACACAGAACUGCGCUCAUACACGGGCAUCAGCUACCCCCACAAUGGACUGUAUUACGCGCUUGGUGAUGGAACCACACCGGCGGGGAACACUCAUAUCGUUGGCUUCGGAGGGCAACACAAUCAUUUCCACCCUGAGGAAGACAUUCAGGUGACGAUCAAAGCCCUUCAAGGGCUUGUUCCUAUGGAUAUUCAACGAAUAGUUUUCCACAAUUGGUCGAAGGACGAGUUUGCAAAGGGAGCAUGGUUCUUCUCGGGCCCUGGCUUGCUUUCCAACCAUCUGGGCGAUAUGCGAGCUGGCCAAGGCAAUAUUUUCUUUGCCAGUUCAGACUGGGCUUUGGGGUGGCGAAGUUUUAUCGAUGGCGCGAUUGAGGAGGGGACACGAGCGGCGAUUGCAGUUCGUAAUUCUCUACUGCAGCCCGCUCUGAAGGCAAAAUUGGUGUAGAUGGUAUUUGUAGAUUCGUGUACAUAGGACAGAAAUUUUAUUAAGCCACCAUAUCCUGCU